CUAAUUUUGAAUUUGUCUCCUUAUUUAAGAUAACAAGCGACCGUUAGAUUUCACUUCUUACAAAGGACAAUAAACAUGAAGGUUGCCAUUAUUCUCGCUUGUCUUGUUGCCUCUAUCUAUGCUGAGACCUGUUCAAAUGAUUCUGAUUGCACAGACACAAAAUGCACAUCAGGUCAUGCAUCCAAAUGUCUUCAAUUAGUCUUUGGAAGACACGAAUGUGUCUGCAGUGAUGGCGAAGCUGGAAAUGCAUGCACUGGUGCAAGCGAUUGCUCUGCCACUAAAUGCAGAAUUGGAAAUGCUCACUGUGUUGACGCCCAUUGUCGUUGUUACGGAGGAAUUGGCAAAUAAACAAUACAAUAUUUAUAAAUAA
This is a messenger RNA of Mytilus trossulus (common blue mussel), 370 nucleotides long. Its product is annotated as serine protease inhibitor Cvsi-2-like. NCBI's taxonomy places the organism in Eukaryota, Metazoa, Mollusca, Bivalvia, Mytilida, Mytilidae. The record is from RefSeq and is a predicted model, not a curated record. The coding region runs from base 76 to 348 and encodes 90 amino acids. The transcript has 3 exons.